GUGUAUAAAAGAGGAGGACAGUCAGAGAGGAGGAAGAGAGGAACAGAGAUACAGCAGAAAGAAAGAUAAGCCAUCUUUGUUCUGCUUCUCUGAUCUCAGUAGGAUCAACCCAACCCCGGAGAACUGUUCACUACUGACUGCAAAGACAGAAAUGGCAGACGUCGCCACUCCCGCUGAAAAGAAGGCCCCCCCUAAAUUCAAGCAGAGGACUACCCGUACCUUCAAGAGCAAGGCCCCCAAGCCUGGCCAGAAGGGAUUCGGUGACGACAUCCCCGGCAUGGAGGGUCUCGGCACAGACAUCACAGUGGUCUGCCCAUGGGAAGCCUUCGGUGACAUGGAACUCAGCGACCUGGCGAAAUAUGGAAUUGUUUAGACCCCCUACCCCUCCUUUCCUUCCCUCGACCACCCCCCUCCACUUCUCUUUCCUUCACUCCCCCUCACCUCCUCCUUUCUGGACCCUGCUGUCAGGGAUUCCAGCACUCCUCUGAACUGACUCGUUGUUUUGUUACACCAUCUUGUACAAGGCACUUCCACUUUGAUAUCAGCUCAUUGUUUAAGAGCCGGGCAUUCCAGGGUGCACUCACCCUGAGAGAAUUGGUGCAGUCACACACACAGUGAUACUUGGAAAAUAUGCACACACCCGCUUUAAACAAAAGACACAUAUGACCAAACCUCCUCCUGCCACUGUCCUCCUGUAGAAAUCUCACAUAAACGACCAGCUAAGCAAUGUCCUAACAACGGAAGUCAAAUGACACUCAAGGAGAUUACAUAUAUAGUGACGUGCAUUUGCUUUAUGCAGUCUGGUAGGUAAAUAAAUACAUGGCAGUGAUGCUUACUUCUAGAAACUAAUACUACAGUUUCAAUGGUGCAUUUCUUGAGAGAGAAGCUGGACUAGAUUUUUUAAAGAGGGUUCGAUUGACCGUUGUUUAUAUCUCAAAGAUAGUUGGUCUCCCCCCACCUGCCUUUUUUUUCUUUCUACCUGCACCCUCUCUCCUUGAAAGCACUCUAUAUAUACAGAAAUAUAUAUUUAUGUACAAAAUAAAUCAAUCCAUUUUUAUUUUUUUUACA
Messenger RNA from Coregonus clupeaformis (lake whitefish), 1068 nucleotides. Its product is annotated as retinal cone rhodopsin-sensitive cGMP 3',5'-cyclic phosphodiesterase subunit gamma-like. Gene Ontology annotation, biological process: visual perception; positive regulation of epidermal growth factor receptor signaling pathway; positive regulation of G protein-coupled receptor signaling pathway. The coding region runs from base 152 to 373 and encodes 73 amino acids. Lineage: Eukaryota; Metazoa; Chordata; Actinopteri; Salmoniformes; Salmonidae. The record is from RefSeq and is a predicted model, not a curated record. Gene Ontology annotation, molecular function: cGMP binding; 3',5'-cyclic-nucleotide phosphodiesterase activity. Gene Ontology annotation, cellular component: photoreceptor outer segment membrane. The transcript has 3 exons.